AUGUCAAACCCAAAUAUACGCCCUCUCGCCCCGGCCUACAACAGGCUUGAUCCGGGCUUUCGGCCUGCCGCGAGUCCCAACAUGUCACCGUCCUGGAAUUACAGCCAUCUGCCCUUGCCCUUUCUGAAGAUCGUCGACGUGAACGAGCAGUGGAACGGCAACGUAUUCUUCUGUCACGAGAUGAUCGUCUGCAUCGACAACGAGCAUUUCUUUAUCUGCGAAAUCUACAGCCAGAUGGGUAACGGUUUUAAUCCUUGCACGGUUAACCUCCAGCAAGUCGACAUGAGGCCUCGGGGGCCAGACCUUAUCCCCCAGGAGUUCACCAGAUUCGCUAUCGGAUUUUUCAAGGUCCAGCCGCACGAGAUCUUUUCGCACCCGGUUAUCCCGGUCCAGCAUUAUCAGCCUGUGUUCACACCAAGCCUCACGAUUGCGCCGCUUCCCGUACAGAGCUAUUGCUACAUGAAGAUGCCGUGUCUUUCCGGCUACAACCAACUCAGCGACAAGACCGUCAUCGCGAAGUCGGUCACGGACGAGGCGAUCAUCGGAGAAGUCCUUCUCAAGAAUCCGCAUCCCAAUCUGGCCAAAUACUGGGGCUGUGUCGUACAGCAGGGACGUAUCACUAGCCUCGUAUAUGGCAGAUACGCCAUAACCCUUCUCGACCGAUUUCAAUCAAAGGUCCCGAUGAACAUAGUGAAGGUCAUGCAAGAAAUCACCGCCGGCAUCACGCAUCUACACAACCUCGGCUACGCACACAAUGAUCUAAACCCGUCCAACAUCAUGAUGGACGCGAAUGACAGUGCAGUCAUCAUUGACUUUGACUCGUGCGCGGUGGAAGGUGGGGAGCUUAGGAAGCUUGGAACGCCAGGCUGGUCGAAGAAUGCCGGGGAUAUGAAGGUCAGCGCUCGGGAAAAUGACUUGUAUGGUCUUGAGAAGAUUCGGGAGUGGCUGAAUCAGGAAUUGGGGGUGGGAGAUCAGGCUUCUUUUAACCCUGAGACCUAG
Fusarium coffeatum is the source of this 999-nucleotide messenger RNA. RefSeq lists its product as uncharacterized. Gene Ontology annotation, molecular function: protein kinase activity; ATP binding. Gene Ontology annotation, biological process: protein phosphorylation. The transcript has a single exon. The record is from RefSeq and is a predicted model, not a curated record. Bases 1 to 999 code for a protein of 332 amino acids. Lineage: Eukaryota; Fungi; Ascomycota; Sordariomycetes; Hypocreales; Nectriaceae.